AUGGAUGCGAUGGCGGCUCGCCUGCAGAGCUCCUUCGAUGAGGUGCUCGCCUCUGCCUCGCUGCUCAUGGAGGCUGCUUCUUCCACUCCUCGCGGUGGUGCGCACUCAGGCUCCAGUGCGCCACGCAGUGAGGUGGCGAUAGCAUCAGCGCUGGAGGUGUUUCAGAGCCGAGUGGACCUCUUUCAAGCCGCCUGCGACCGGGCUCAGCAGCAAGUGGACACAGCAAGGCACCGGCUGCUGUCAGAAAGCCUGGUGGACGAAGCAAGAGGCGCAGCAAUUGACACGUCUGCCGUGGGUGCAGCCGGAGGAGAGGGGGAGGCGCAGAUGGUGCUGGGAGCAACUCGGUUGGAGCAGAUCAGCAAGGCAGUGAGAGCCAUGGUGCAGGACCUGCAGCACGGGCAUGCAGACAAACACUGA
Messenger RNA from Closterium sp. Naga37s-1, 417 nucleotides. The record is from the annotation of a GenBank genome assembly. Lineage: Eukaryota; Viridiplantae; Streptophyta; Zygnematophyceae; Desmidiales; Closteriaceae.